CGGCGGCGGCGGCGGCAUAGGAGAGAGCUCGAGCAGGGAGGGAGGCUAGACAGCAAGGGGGCAGCCCGAGGCCCGGCUGGGUAGCUGGACCCGGUGCUCGCUGCGCUGCGCUGCGCUGCUCUGGUCUCCGACGGCCUCUCCCAUGCGCUGAGGGUGCCCGGCUGGGCCGGGCCGGCGGCCGAAGGGGGGACUCCUCUCCAUGGUCCAGAAGAGCAGCAUGUCCCGGGGUCCUUACCCACCCUCCCAGGAGAUCCCCAUGGAGGUCUUCGAUCCCAGCCCACAGGGCAAAUACAGCAAGAGGAAAGGGCGAUUCAAGCGGUCAGAUGGGAGCACUUCCUCGGAUACAACAUCCAACAGCUUUGUCCGCCAGGGCUCAGCGGAGUCCUACACCAGCCGCCCAUCAGACUCUGAUGUGUCUCUGGAAGAGGACCGGGAGGCCUUGAGGAAGGAGGCAGAGCGCCAGGCCUUAGCUCAGCUUGAGAAAGCUAAGACUAAACCAGUGGCUUUUGCUGUGCGGACAAACGUUGGCUACAAUCCGUCUCCAGGAGAUGAGGUGCCUGUGCAGGGAGUGGCCAUUACCUUUGAGCCCAAAGAUUUCCUGCACAUCAAGGAGAAAUACAAUAAUGACUGGUGGAUCGGGAGGCUGGUGAAGGAGGGCUGCGAGGUUGGUUUCAUCCCCAGCCCUGUCAAACUGGACAGCCUGCGCCUGCUGCAGGAACAGAUGCUGCGCCAGAACCGCCUCAGCUCCAGCAAAUCAGGUGACAAUUCCAGUUCCAGUCUGGGAGACGUGGUGACUGGCACCCGCCGCCCCACACCCCCUGCCAGUGGUAAUGAAAUGACUAACUUAGCCUUUGAACUAGACCCCUUAGAACUAGAGGAUGAGGAGGCAGAGUUUGGGGAGCAGAGUGGCUCUGCCAAGACUAGCGUUAGCAGUGUAACCACCCCGCCACCCCACGGCAAGCGCAUCCCCUUCUUUAAGAAGACAGAGCAUGUGCCCCCCUAUGACGUGGUGCCUUCCAUGAGGCCCAUCAUCCUGGUGGGACCGUCGCUCAAGGGCUAUGAGGUUACAGACAUGAUGCAGAAAGCUUUAUUUGACUUCUUGAAGCAUCGGUUUGAUGGCAGGAUCUCUAUCACUCGAGUGACUGCUGACAUUUCCCUGGCCAAGCGCUCAGUCCUCAACAACCCCAGCAAGCACAUCAUCAUUGAGCGCUCCAAUACACGUUCCAGCCUGGCUGAGGUGCAGAGUGAGAUUGAGCGAAUCUUCGAGCUAGCCCGGACCCUUCAGUUGGUUGCUCUGGACGCUGACACCAUCAACCACCCGGCCCAGCUCUCCAAGACCUCACUGGCCCCCAUCAUUGUUUACAUCAAGAUCACCUCUCCCAAGGUACUUCAGAGGCUCAUCAAAUCCCGAGGGAAGUCUCAGUCCAAACACCUCAAUGUCCAAAUAGCAGCGUCGGAGAAACUGGCACAGUGUCCCCCCGAAAUGUUUGACAUCAUCCUGGACGAGAACCAAUUGGAGGAUGCCUGUGAACACCUGGCCGAGUACUUGGAAGCCUAUUGGAAGGCCACACACCCGCCCAGCAGCACGCCACCCAAUCCGCUGCUGAACCGCACCAUGGCUACCGCAGCCCUAGCUGCCAGCCCUGCCCCGGUCUCCAACCUCCAGGGACCCUACCUUGCUUCUGGGGACCAGCCGCUGGAACGGGCCACCGGGGAGCACUCCAAUGUGCACGAGUACCCGGGGGAGCUGGGCCAACCCCCGGGCCUUUACCCCAGCAGUCACCCACCAGGCCGGGCAGGCACCCUGCGGGCACUGUCCCGCCAAGACACGUUUGAUGCCGACACCCCCGGCAGCCGAAACUCUGCUUACACGGAACCUGGAGACUCGUGUGUGGACAUGGAGACUGACCCCUCAGAGGGGCCAGGGCCUGGAGACCCUGCAGGGGGCGGCACCCCACCAGCCCGGCAGGGCUCCUGGGAGGAUGAGGAAGAAGACUACGAAGAGGAGCAGACCGACAACCGAAACCAGGGCCGGAAUAAAGCCCGCUAUUGCGCGGAGGGUGGGGGUCCGGUGUUGGGGCGCAACAAGAAUGAGUUGGAGGGCUGGGGGCAAGGCGUCUACAUCCGCUGAGAGGCAGGGGCCGCACGGUGGGAGGAAGGGCUCUGAGCCGGGGGGAGGGGAAGGGAAGGGAAGCGGGGCGCACCACAUGAGAUGUGUCUUGCCUCCAGGGGGCGCUGUCUCUCUCCUUUCGGAUGCCUUUGCUCAAGGUUUGGGGUUUCUUUGGUGGCUAUCAUCCUAGCUUCCUGGGAGGCCCUUAAGCCCUGGUUGUAGGUUUUUCCCUACCUGCUGUGGAUGGGUAGGGAUACCCACCUUUCUGAAGUGUCCCCUUUCCCCCAUCUUAGGGGGUCCUCCCCUCUCCCAGAGAAAAGGUGCACUUCCUUAACUUUCUACUCGGGGCUCUAAGAGAAGGUCCUAAAUGGGGGACCCUUCUUUUCCCAACCUGGGUGGGGUAUUUGGAAAGGGUUGGGUGCUUUUGCUGGAGGGGAGGCAGAGAAUCUUCCCCAUGGGGGCUCUCUUUCCCACACCCCAGAUCUAGGAUCCCUCACCAUGCCCACCCCUUGCCCCAGCUUCCUGGCAGCAUUCUCUGGUGGGUAAAAGCGACAGCAUGGGAACCUAUGGGGAGCACGUCUUGGGGAAGGAUCUGGGUGGAAACAGGUACAGGCUGUGGACCCUCUGCCCUCCAUGGCCAGGGCCUAGAACACUGAGGAGUGGGCAACCCGAGAUGCUGCUAUCCACCCCUCACCUCCAUGCCUCAGUCCUCACCUACCCCAGGAAUGAGCUUUGCCUACAACGUCCCCUGCCUGCUGCCAUCAGAAGAGGGGGACCCUCUGCAUCUGAGUCCCCCAUCUCCAUUCCACCUGGGUGUGGAGACCAUGAACACUCUGGUCCGCCUCAUUCUAAACCAAAAAAACUGCUCUUUCAUUUUCACCCUGAGGCCCCAGGGGAGAGGCCCUGUGGGUUGGUGUCCAAGAAGUGACCACUACCCCAGGGGCUGCCUGGAGACCCCAGGUCUCCCCUGGGGGGCUUGGCUGCUGCUGCUUCUCUGUAUUUGCCUCUUGUGAUCCUGUCUUUUACCAGUGUCCACUUCCCCCAGGAGAGGCCUUGGUAGCCCCCUCCCCUGGGGUAACCCUCCGUCUCAGCAUCCAUAUAGCCCAGCAGCCCUGCCCCUCCCCAGCAUCCCAGCUGGGCCAGAGAGAGCCGAUUGUGCCAACGAGGACUGGGCCCUGACCGGCUGCCCACCUCAGGGAUGGGCACCUCAUGCCUGUCUCACCACCUCCUGUGCCAAUGUUGUCCCACCCCCCACCUGGGGGCAGGGUGCAGCUUCCAUUUACUAGGUAGAAGACACCACUGCCCAACCUUUCCCCUCCCUGUCUGGUGUCCUGUGCCCCAUCUAUGUGUCUACUUGUCUGUACUCCUCUAGGAGAAAUAUUUUGCCACAUAAAACCGCCAUCCUGUCCUUUGCAGCCACCUCCUGAGCCUGCUUCUUUGUUCCCAUCACCCGGUUGUCAGCCUAGCAGCCUUGAACACA
Castor canadensis (American beaver) is the source of this 3590-nucleotide messenger RNA. RefSeq names its product calcium voltage-gated channel auxiliary subunit beta 1 (gene Cacnb1). Gene Ontology annotation, molecular function: voltage-gated calcium channel activity; protein binding. The record is from RefSeq and is a predicted model, not a curated record. Gene Ontology annotation, cellular component: voltage-gated calcium channel complex. NCBI's taxonomy places the organism in Eukaryota, Metazoa, Chordata, Mammalia, Rodentia, Castoridae. Gene Ontology annotation, biological process: calcium ion transmembrane transport.